Messenger RNA from Aureobasidium pullulans EXF-150, 1077 nucleotides. RefSeq lists its product as uncharacterized. Lineage: Eukaryota; Fungi; Ascomycota; Dothideomycetes; Dothideales; Saccotheciaceae. The record is from RefSeq and is a predicted model, not a curated record. The coding region runs from base 1 to 1077 and encodes 358 amino acids. The transcript is spliced from 2 exons.
AUGGCGGCCAGCGAAAUCCCUACAUUGAGCCACUUGGGCUCCGUACCACAAUCUCUGUUCAGUGGCACAGUAGCCAUCUUGACCAUUGCCUGGUUUUCAGUGGUACUACGUGUCUACGUCCGCAGCGUCAUGAUGAGGUCCUUCGGCUGGGACGACUGGACUAUCAUGCUUGCGAUUGCCGCUUUCACAGUGCAAUGUGCCUACAUCAUAAAAGCUGCUCAGAUGGAGAUGCAGCCGACGAAAUACAACAAUGUUGCUGGUCUAUCUGAACUUGUAACAGACAUCAUCGCCUUCAGCGGAUCCUACGCCAUCACCGGUGUCUUCUUGAAAAUCUCGUUGGGUCUCUUUUUCCUACGCAUCAUUGUCGAACCGUGGCAACGUAUGGUCAUCUACAUCUGCAUGGCCAUCAGCACCAUCUACGGCUUCAUCUACUUCGGCAUCGUCACAUUUGGCUGUGGAGACCCUCAGAAGUUCCUUCUACGGACGGUCGAGCAGAAGUGUCUAUCGAUCGAGAAUGUCACCAUUCCUGCCAGCUACGUACACACGGCACUCAACGCAGCCACUGACUGGAUCAUGGCUCUUUUGCCUAUCGUAACCAUUUGGAACCUCAACAUGCCUCGUGUCACCAAGUUCUGGGCCUACCUCUUGCUUGCGCUGGGUGCAGCAGGAAGUAUUGUCUCGCUUAUUCGUUUCGGUUACGUCGACGGUCUUCGCCCUGGAAAACAUUUCUUCAAGCAGUCGGCCAAAUUCGCACUCUACAGCACUGUGGAACCUGGCCUUGGUAUCGCAGCCGUCUCCUUCGCAACCUUGAGACCAUUGUUCAAGAAAUGUCUCGAAGGAGCAAGGUCGGUGUCUGCCUCUCAAAACAGUCGUGGAGGCAGAAAGACACCUUCCAUCGUACCCGAUAUUCAACUCAAAGGACUCCCAUUGUCCAGAUCUCGCCCUCGUGACGGGUUUCAAGCAUUUGGAGAGUCAGAGGAUGAAGACUCACAAGGCUGGACUGAAGUCUCUGUUGUCUCGCAGGACCUGGAAAAAGGGUCGAAUGGAAGAUGGCCGCAAAGUCCUCGACCUAUCUGA